UCCGCUCCAAACACACAGGGACGGACGGAGCCGGCAGCCCGGAGCCGCAGCCGCCGGAGCCCCCUCCCUCUCGGCUCGCUGCAGCCGCGCCGCGCACGCCCCUUCCCGCGGCGGCCUCCGCGGCCGCAGCGCCUCGUGGCGGCCGGGCCCGGGCGGAGCUCGCGCGUCGGCGGCCGCUGCGGCCCCGCGCGGCGCGCGCCCCUCCGCCGCCCGAGCCUUUUGUCUCGCCCCCCCUGCAAUCCCCUCGCGCUGUGCAGGGAGCGCAGCGCGCGCCGCCGCCGUCGGCCCGGACAGGGGCGGGGAGGAGGAGGCGGCGCGCGCCGCCGGGCGGCCUGAGAGCGCGCGCCCCCUGCGGGCGCCAGCGGGGCAGCGCAGCCCCAUGGAGCGGGUGAGCGAGGCCGCCGCCUGCGGCCCCUCAUCGGGCUGCUACACGUACCAGGUGAGCCGGCACAGCGCCGACAUGCUGCACAGCCUCAACCAGCAGCGCAAGAACGGCGGCCGCUUCUGCGACGUGCUCCUGCGCGUGGGCGACGAGAGCUUCCCGGCGCACCGGGCGGUGCUGGCCGCUUGCAGCGAGUACUUCGAGUCGGUGUUCAGCGCGCAGCUGGGCGACGGGGCAGGUGGCGGCGGUGGCGGCGCGGAGGGGGGCGCGACGGAGGCGGCGGCGGCCGGCGGGGCUGCGGCGGCGGCCGGCGGGGCCCCCGGGGGCGGGCGGGAGCUGGAGAUGCACACCAUCAGCUCCAAGGUGUUCGGAGACAUCCUGGACUUCGCCUACACGUCACGCAUCGUGGUGCGGCUGGAGAGCUUCCCGGAGCUCAUGACGGCCGCCAAGUUCCUGCUGAUGCGCUCCGUGAUUGACAUCUGUCAGGAGGUCAUCAAACAGUCCAACGUGCAGAUCCUGGUGCCCCCUGCGCGUCCCGACAUUAUGCUUUUCCGUCCAGGGGCUGCGGACCUCGGCUUCCCUCUUGACAUGACCAACGGUGCCACUUUGGCACCCAAUGGCAACGGCAUUGCUGGUAUGCCUGAAGAUGAGGCCACGCGGGCUGCGCUCACUGCUGCGCAGUCCUCCCUACCUGUCCUGCAGGGUGUGGACCGCCUGCCCAUGGUGGCAGGACCUCUGUCCCCACCACUGCUGGCCUCGCCCUUCCAGAACGUUGCUGCUAGUGCCCCCACUUUAAGCACCAAGAGGGGCAGAGGGCGACCCCGUAAAGCCAAUCUCUUGGACUCUAUGAUGUUCGGUACCCCAGGGGGGCUGCGAGAGGCUGGUAUCCUGCCUUGUGGCCUCUGUGGGAAAGUAUUUACAGAUGCUAAUCGUCUUCGUCAGCAUGAGGCUCAACAUGGGGUGACAAGCUUACAGCUGGGCUACAUAGACAUCCCACCCCCAAGACUGGGUGAAAAUGGUGUCCCUGGUCAGGAUGACCCCGAUGCACCCCGAAAAAGAAGCAGGACGAGGAAACAGGUGGCCUGUGAGAUCUGUGGCAAGAUUUUUCGGGACGUGUACCACCUGAAUCGACACAAGCUGUCACACUCUGGCGAGAAGCCUUACUCUUGUCCAGUGUGUGGCUUACGGUUCAAGCGAAAAGACAGGAUGUCCUAUCAUGUUCGAUCCCAUGAUGGCUCUGUGGGAAAGCCCUACAUCUGCCAGAGCUGUGGAAAAGGCUUUUCCAGGCCAGACCACUUGAAUGGACACAUCAAACAGGUGCAUACCUCAGAGAGACCUCACAAGUGUCAGCAGGAAAAUGGCAGCCACCAUGGAAUAAGCUCAGAGACAUCCACAUCCAUAGAAAAGUUGAAACUUCAAGAGACUUGUAAUGCUUCCUUUGCCACUCGUGACCGGCUGCGCUCACACCUAGCAUGUCAUGAAGACAAAGUUCCAUGCCAGGUGUGUGGGAAGUACUUGCGAGCAGCAUAUAUGGCAGAUCAUUUGAAGAAACAUAGUGAAGGACCAAGCAAUUUCUGCACUAUCUGUAACCGAGGUUUCUCCUCUGCCUCCUACUUAAAGGUCCAUGUUAAAACCCACCACGGUGUUCCCCUUCCCCAGGUCUCCAGGCACCAGGAGUCCAUCCCGAAUGGGGGAGCAGCGUUCCACUGCGUCAGGACCUAUGGCAUCAAAGAAGGCCAGAAAUGUUCACAUUCGGACCCGAUUGAGAGUUCUGAUUCAUACGGAGACCUCUCUGACACCAGUGACCUCAAGACUCCUGAGAAACAGAGCACCAAUGGGUCCUUCUCGUGUGACAUGGCAGUCAGCAAAAACAAAAUGGAGACGGAAGGAGAGAAGAAGUACCCUUGCCCUGAAUGUGGCAGCUUUUUCAGAUCAAAGUCUUAUCUGAACAAACACAUACAGAAAGUUCACGUCAGGGCCCUUGGUGGCCCAUUGGGGGACCUCGGUCCUGCUCUAGGAUCCCCCUUUUCACCCCAACAGAACAUGUCUCUCUUGGAGUCAUUUGGGUUUCAGAUCGUCCAGUCAGCAUUUGCAUCAUCCCUAGUGGAUCCAGAGGUCGACCAGCAACCAAUGGGGCCAGAGGGGAAAUGAGAUCAGUUUGAUCUUAAGAAAGCAAAGCAGCAGUCUGGCUAUAAUGAUGAGAUGCUGUGAAUGAAAGAGGAAAUAAUGAAAUUUGGUUCUAUAGCUGAGAAUUUUUUUAUUCAUUUUAGCUUCCCUCUUUGUCUCAUGCCCUACCCCACCUUUAAACCUUCACUGGGGAGAGGAAGAAAAUGCUUCUUAGCUGAUAAAUUACAGAAGAUGGUGACCUUGAAUAGGAGGCAUGACCUAAAACAUCGAAUGGAGCUUUAGAGGCUGCUCCUGGUGUUUCAUCAUGAUCUUCUAGAAUAAAUAAAAGUUGCCAGCACUGAUCUGAGAAUUAGACAGUCAGAGUGACCGAGGCACCUGGGGAGCUACAGCUACAGGGAGCUAUGCUUUUGUUCUCUCUCUAUUCCCCACCUUCCCUAACAUACCCCAAAAACCAAUAAGUUUUAAAAACAGACCCAUUAUCGACCCAUUAUUGAAUAUAACUUUAAGUAAAAUGCCCCGUGGUACCUAGCAGGUUACAAUGCAGUUGUCCUUUUAAAAACAGAAAAAUUUAAAGAAGGUGAGAGAAUUUGAACCCCUUCUGCCAUUUGUGAGGCUGUGAGUGCUGCAGCAGGACUGAACUGCUGAGAAAAAUCACCAUUCAGAACAGGUUGGUUUUGUUACUUUUAACCAUUAAACUUGCUGUCAGGUUUUUAAUUCUCUAUUAUUAUUAUUUUAGGACCUGUUGUAAUGAAUUGCUACUGAAAAGCCAGUCUAAGGCGACACAGAGCACUCUUAAAGCAGCAGUCACAUUAGGGUUAGUAUUAAUUUUUUUUUAGAUGUACCAUAAUUAAUAACUUGGCUAGUUGAUUGUUUUAAGUCUAUGAAAGAAAUAGUUUUAUGAAAAAAAAAAAAGAAAAAAAAAAGAAAAGAAAGGGGAAAAUACCAUUGCAGUCUGGUUGACUGGUGCUCAUUUUUCAUGGGGGGACCUAGGGUAUAAACACGAUCAGUUAUCGGGUUAACACUAUGUACCACUGACUUGUUUAGUGUGAAUAAACCCAGGGGUUCACAGAGUGAUUUUGGUUUAAUUGGAUUGGACUGUAUUAAAGAAGUUAGUACGUUACUUUGCAUCCCCUCGUUUUGUCUGGUUUUUAAGCAAUUUAGCCACCUGUCCUAAAGGUGUGCAAAUGAGAACCAGUAAAUAAGACACUAAUCCCUCUCUAUGCUGUACUGUAUUCUUAGUGACCUGGGCUUUUUGGCUACAGUCAUGCUCUCCUGAUCUGCCUCAAGUCAGGUUUGCAAAAGCCAGUCUUACUCCUUUCUUUUUCUGGAGAAGGGUUUCUACUAUAAGAGAUGGGAAUUGCAAACAGCAUAUCUCUGAAAAAGAAUUGAUUACAAAAUGCAAAGAAGCUGGACUCUAGGCUGUUGCAGGUUCCAUUUAAUCUGAAAAUACCACUUGUGCAGAAAUAAUGUCCUUUCUUGGCCCUCCGUUUCCUCCCAUGUACUAAAUCCAGAUAUAAAUGUUGUUUAACACAGGGUUAGGAGUUAGGAAUGCUCUGAGUUAUAAUUAUGGUUCUGCUGUUGAUGCUCAAGGUCACAUAGGACAGCUCACUGAAUUUAUUCCUUAAUUUCCCAUCUGUGAAGAGUUUUCUCUAAAUCACAGUUGUUGUGAGGGUUAAUGAGAAAAGGUUUAAGCAGUAAUUUGGUAAACUAAGUUGCUAUGUGUACUCAAUGUUUCUAGAAAGGCCACUCUGAAGAGCCUAAGUCCCACACUGAACUUGCAUUCUGUGAAAUAAUAGCUGUCUCCAUCAUUAAUACCGUGUUGGAGCAGGAUAGGCCACCUCAGACCAGGAGGUAUGUCUGUAUUAAAUGUGAACAUAGCCACAAACUGCUGUUGUGCCACACCUUGCUUUGCCCAGGUGCUCGUAAUCCAAACCCUGCAGCAAAUGCAUAACUGAAAUAAGAGACAUUCCUGUUUUGUUUCUAUGUUAGAAUUAUAGAGCCUUUUGUAAGUAUAUGGAUUUUGGAAUGAUGUUCUAAAUUCUACAGACUUAGAAGCCCCAGCUUCUCUCUUGUAAGAAGCUACUUUUUGUACUUGCUCUCGAAUAUUAUAAACCAAGGAUGAAUAAUCAAUGGCUUUCUCUUUAUAGCACCAGCACUUUCUAAAUUGAGACCAUGUUGCAGUGGACUUGAUGUUUUGCUAUUAAUCUGUGUUGGGAGACUGAAGGACAUAUUCUUCUCCUUUCAUCUUCCCCCAGAAUCCCUGGAAUAGGUAUGAGUCUCAUUUAAAAGGGAAAAACAAAAACAACAAAAAACCAACCCACGUUCAAACUAAAGCUUCAUAGAAUUGCUAUUGCUGUACUGGUAAGCUUAGUUGACAAGUAGAAACAGGACAUUUCGGAAAGGUAACAAAACAUUUUAAAAUACCUUACAAAUCUAGACCAUGAUGAGACAACCUUGUAAGCUGCCAAGCAAGUCAAGAUACAGCAGGCUUUCCAGUCAGCAUAACAAUUCAUUGGGAUCAGCAAAUACAACUGCAGUCAUUCUGAUUUACUAAUAGCCUCCUGAUUUACAGGAAAAUGUGUAUUUAAUUGAGGCUGUAUUCUGAAAGAUGUAAGAAGAUUGUGUCCCCGAUGUUCCUAUAUGCAUUCAAAGAGGGUACACUAGUCUCAAAAUUCAACUCCAAAAGCCAAGUCCAGAAUAUAGGAUAUUUUCAUCCUACAUUUAGCUCCACUGACUUUAGUGUUCCUAGUGGGUUGAAUUUUGGCCAUGUGUAUCAGAAUUUAAUUCUGAACACUAUGGAAUUUGACCUGAUGAAAUAAAUGAAAAGCCUUGAACUAAAAAGGAAGCCUUCUAAAACACUAACUGUGCAUUUUGCUUGUCAAACAAAAUGCUUACUAAGUUGUCAUGAAUACGUUGAAUGAACGCUACUUAGUUCUCAGUCUAGUGGACAGGGAAAAACAUUAGGCAGGAAGUUAACAAUCCCAAAAUUGCAGUUCCAGAUCAUCCUGGUGUAAAUGGGAGAGAUUUGCACCAACACAAGAGACUGGUGCAGACUAGUGCCAGCCAUAGGUUGGGCAGAUAUUUAGUAGUGGUGUGUUUUCACAGCUUUUUGCUUCUUUGGGGCCAUAUUGUUCUGUUAUGGAUAGUAGAUUAAUCUACAUGCAAAUUCUUUAUAUUCUGUACUUUGGGAAAUGUCUGCUUCUCACAGAACAGAAGACGGAUCCAAACUCAGCCUUGUAAGUUCAGAGUUCAAAGGGGAAUACUUAAUGUGCCCUGAGCUGCAACCUCACUUAACUUGUUUCUAUUACAUUUUUUUACUGGCAUAUCAGUGUAUAGAUGAUCAUUCUCAUUUUGGGCCAGCCCUUCUUUCCUUGUCAUCUUCUUUGGUGGGACUGCAAGCCAACGUUUGAGUCAGUGCACUUCUCUGCCAAGAAGGAAACUUCAGUUCAUACAAAUUUUGAUAAUCAGAGAUGUAGUAUAUCUUUGUAUUAUAGGAGUCCUUAAACCUCUCAGCUGAGGCUCAGACCCUUGUGUAUUAGGUAUGAUGAAAACAUCUUCAAGCAUUUAUAAUCUAAACAUUAAAGGUAGACAAGAAAGGAAUUGAUGCUUAUACGUGAAUGAGUGAAAUAAAGAUGAAGGACUAAAAACCGCUUGCAUGCAUGCUUAAGUGUUGUGUUGAAUGUAAGGGCACAGACUUCUCAGGCUUCUUUUGUUGCCUGAAAUAAUUUAUCUUCAUGUACUGUUAAUCCACAGCGAAUGCAAGGUAAAGCAAUUUAAUGUGAAUUUAUUCCAUACUGAGUUAAUUGACAUUACCUUGCAUUUGUCAUGUGCUAGAUGUGUGCAAGCAGACUUACUAGUGUGGCUCACCUGAUGCAUGGUAAUGUGGUGCGUGUGAGCUCUCAAUCUUAAGUGAUUUGCCCAUGAUGACAUGGGAAAUUGAUAGCAGAACCAGAAAUUGAACACAGAUUUUUCCUUCUCUCAAUCCAGUGCCUUAACUAUAGUAGGGCAAAGUAUUAUAUGUUGGGGGGGGUGAUUGUUUUGUUUGGUUUUUAAAGCCUAGAACUAUAAGAUGGUGUGGAGUUGGUCUUCCUACCAACCUUUUGAAUGAUUGCAAAUGCUCAGUCACAAUUUUAGACCUGUUUGAGUGCCAGUGACUUAGGGAAUAUUUGUUAUUUCCCAUGUAUUCCCUGAAAUUAUUGUUCCUCCCUCAACUGCUGUCAGCAGUAAGGAAUGACUUGAAUAGAAGAGCUGUGUAACUGAAUGUCUAUCUAACUCAACUAAUUGAAUUGAUAGUAUGAAAGCUAACCUAGAUUUUGUAGGCUCUGUUGUAACUUUAGUGUCUUGUUUUUUCACUAAAUCUUUGUUCCUAGAAAUCAGUAUCUGAACUGAUGUCUUGAGUCUGGAGUGGGGUACCACUUUCAGCUUUAAUUUUUUUUUUAAGGUGCUUGCUUGAGGAAGUAGAUGCCAAAGUAAACUUCAAAGGAACUCCAGACUUCAGUGUUGGAAGAAUGAAUGGAGAGCAAGAGCUCUCUUUGGGUUUCAUGAGAGAUAAAUGGACAAAGUAAAAAACAGCUACCAAAAUUUUAAGUAAUGAAACAGGAAAGGCUUUUCUUUAUCACACACAAAAAUAAUUCAGUUGUUCGGCAUGGCAGAAACUCUGAGAGCAAGUGCCAAACAAAACCAUGGGAUGUGUUGGCUUUUUCAGCAUUAUGAAUACACCUAACAGCAUUAUUUUAAUGUAAAUUAAGCCAGCUUUCUACCAUUCACCUUUUGCCUGGGCAGAGUACUUUCAAUUGAAUAGAACAUAAGCUCACAGUGAAUCUCUGAGCUUAUGCUUUCGGUUCCACCCUGAGCGACAAAACAAAUGAGCAAAGAGGGAAAAAAUACAAUAGGAAAACUUCAAAGGAAACACAGAUUCUGGAAGAUUCCUGUGUCUCCUGAGAGAGUCCCUUUUUUUAUCCUGAACAUCAUCUUCAAAACAAGAUCCUUCAGCUGUUGUGAAUGAGCCUUUGGGAACAGAUUUGGCUUUCAGCCCAGUCUGCUGCUCGGUAUCCCUGUGAGAAGGCAGUGUGUUGUGGAGCACUGCGCCUGAGACCCGGAGGGAGGCGGUGCUCCUGAGCUGCAGCCUGAGGCCACGUUUACUGUUGCAGAGUCAGCAGCAGCAACAUUGGCAUAAUGUCUUCCUGCCUGCUCCCUUGACAUCUUCACCCCCUGCACAUUUCCAUGCCAGUGUGUGUACCUACUCAGGUGUGUACAGCUCUGUAAAUAACUUUGUUAGCGAUAAAACAAACCAGAGAACUGUGUGGCUAAAAAGGAAAAAAAAACCCAACCCAAACUUAAAAAUAGUUAUGUGACAUAACUGCAAAGUGGUGCAGAACAGGAGCAGGAACUGUGGCUGUAAGGGGUUGUGGUGAUGGCUGGAAUGGUUAAAGCAUGUUGGAGAAAAACCACAGUUGUUUGUUCUGUGGGAGCAGAUAAUGACUGGCUGUUUGUAAAGAAUUAACACCUUGUGUCAUCUCUAGCCUCUUCCUGUGUUUUGUUCCCAUCUAUAAAAUAAGAUGGUAACCCUUGGGUAAGAAUGUUUCAGGAUUUGAUUGACGUGCCAAAUUGUGCUGCGUGAUUGUGCUGCUGAACUCUGCUACAAACGUUUCGCCUCACUGACUUCAAGCCUAAUGCAAAGAUAAAUAUUUGGCUACGUUUUUCCUGAAAGGUAAAAUAUUUAAAUUAAUUUUAAGACUGCCUGGCGCUAUUGAUCUGCUCUCAGGGUUUAUGUGAAUGAAGCUUUUUCCUGGGUGACCUCUCUACUUGUACUGCAAUUUUGGAGAACUGGAAGUGCUCUGGGCUGAGAUGUGCUGAAGGAAGGAGGUGACUGGUGUCUCACUGAUGUUCCAGUGACUCCCUCACAGCUCCUAGGUUCCAUGUGGACCAUGGGGUCACUUCAUACAGCCACUGGCAGCCAUAAAUGCUCUUGAGCUUCCUGCAGUCACAUAGUGAGCUUGGGUAAGUGCUUUUAUAGUAAAUCAGUCUCAUGCUUGCUAAUAGCUUUUUGGCUGCUGUGUCUACAAACUGGUGCCUUCUCCAGGCGAUUUUUACAUGCCCUCUGCAAAGUUGUCAGACUGACUGCUGGCUCUUAAAUAAUUGAUAAAGCCUUGCUCUUGGGCUCAGCAUUUUUCAGUACUGUUGUAAUCUGAAAGUUUGCUGCAAUUAGUGCAAAUACACAAUGUAAGAGAGAAAGUAAAAGGCUGUUUUCAGAUGUCCUGUAGAGUGAACAACUGAAACAUGAGUGUGGGAUGAGCCAGGAAAACUGGCAUUUUUCCCUGGCUGCACGCUGUAUGGAAGAGACAGUGCCUUGGAAGGGAAGGAGCAGAAAAGUUUGCCAUUGGCUCUGAUGAAUCCCAAUCCUGCUUCUACUGAAGUUGUUGGGAAUCCUCCCAUUGUCUUCAGUGUGAGCAAGAAAGGAUCUUAGGUGAGGAUGGAUGACUCUUUCCCUACUUGAAUGAAGUCUCUUGCCUAUUUAUGGGCCUGCUUCUAUUGAAACCGAGCCUGUUUUAGCCUUUUUGGGUUCUUAGGGACCUGUUUGUAUAAAGCAACUUACCUACCUAUCUUUUUUUUUUUCUAUUGUGUGUAUUUUUUGUAUGUUCUGUUGGAAGGUGAAGCCUCUG
Molecule: messenger RNA, 9171 nt
Organism: Grus americana (Whooping crane)
Lineage: Eukaryota; Metazoa; Chordata; Aves; Gruiformes; Gruidae
Gene: PATZ1
Product: POZ/BTB and AT hook containing zinc finger 1
Exons: 6
Coding region: 380-2533 (717 amino acids)
Biological process (GO): regulation of immune system process; negative regulation of transcription by RNA polymerase II; regulation of cytokine production
Cellular component (GO): nucleus
Molecular function (GO): RNA polymerase II cis-regulatory region sequence-specific DNA binding; protein binding; DNA-binding transcription factor activity, RNA polymerase II-specific
Source: RefSeq, a predicted model, not a curated record